Molecule: messenger RNA, 279 nt
Organism: Trametes versicolor FP-101664 SS1
Lineage: Eukaryota; Fungi; Basidiomycota; Agaricomycetes; Polyporales; Polyporaceae
Exons: 2
Source: RefSeq, a predicted model, not a curated record
GCACUAUUCUGUUUCGACUAUUGCUUGACCUUCGGGAGAGAGGUCGAUUUCGUAUGGAAGCGUGGCCUUUCUGUCUCGACGGUUCUUUUCUAUGCUGCCCGGUACCCCGCCUUCUUCAGCACGAUUUUUGUGAUCUUGGAUAUAGUCCCCUUCAAGGGCAUGUCGAUCUCAGUAAUGUUCUCAAGCUUACGAGUGUACGCGUUAUGGGACCGCAACCGCUGCGUUCUGGCUGCGGUCCUGCUCUUAGGCAUGGCGAAUCCGGCGAUAUCCAUUGUGAGA